UGACAGCGGGGCUGAGCGGCUCUUCGUUGUUGUCGCUCUUUGGCUCGGGCACUGACAGCUGGUUACAGGAAGCCGUCGGCAGCGUAUCAUGAAUAAACGGCAACGUGAAAGCGCAUACAUUUAAUUCUGGUCAUUGGGUGCACGGCGUUUUUCGUCAGCAAACGUGUGAACCGUUUAUCGGUUGCUCUUUUUUCAGCCGUCCUCCUCCUCCGCCACAUCCAAGUUAGCUUAGCCUACUAGCGCUCAGCGACAUUAUGGCAUGAGACCCUCCUCGUUUCGUUUACCUUAAGAGGCACUUCUGCUUUCAGUGGCUGACCUAGUGGAUGAUAAAUCCUCAGAGACUUCUCGUAAAAGCUUCACUAACUACCAUGGAGCCGCACGCGGCUGUGGGCUGUGUGAACAUGGGCAGUCUGACCAGCACCUUGCCGGUCAUCCCCUACCAGAAGCUGACAGACCUGUACUACCUGAGCAGAGGGGGCUUCGGCACCGUGUUCAAGGCGCAGCACUCCGACUGGAGGACCACUGUGGCCAUCAAAUGCCUGAAGCUCGACUCUCCUGUUGGAGAAAGAGAGAGGAACUGCCUGCUGAAGGAGGCAGAGGUGCUCCACAAAGCCAGAUUCAACUACAUCAUCCAGAUCUUUGGCAUCUGCAAUGAGCCGGAGUUCUUCUGCAUAGUCACAGAGUUUAUGAGCAAUGGCUCUCUGGACCUGUUGCUCCACGAGAAGGACAUGUACCCUGUUCUUGCCUGGCCUUUGCGACUGAGGAGUCUCUAUGAAAUUGCUCUUGGGGUUAACUUCCUUCACAACAUGAGUCCACCCCUCCUACAUCAUGACCUAAAGACACAGAACAUACUGCUGGAUGGUGAAUUUCAUGUUAAGAUCGCAGACUUUGGCCUUUCAAAGUGGCGGCAGCUGUCCGUCAGUAAAGGCUCAGGGUCCAAGCCAGCAGAGAUGGGCGGCACAGUGAUCUACAUGCCCCCUGAGGAGUACGAACCAUCCAAGAGCCGUCGCGCCGACGUGAAACAUGAUAUGUACAGUUAUGCCAUCAUCAUGUGGGAGGUGUUGUCCAGGCAGAUACCAUUUGAAGAGGUUACAAACCCCAUGCAGAUCAUGUUCAGCGUGCUGCGCGGGAUGCGUCCUGACACAAGCCUGGACAGCCUGCCCGCUGACAUCCCCAGCAGAGCGACCCUCAUCAGUUUAAUGACCUGUGGCUGGACCACUAACCCAGACGAACGACCUUCCUUCCUCCAGUGUUUGAUCGAGCUGGAGCCCAUGGUGAGAAACUUUGAUGAAAUAGACUUCUUGGAGGCCGUGCUUCAGAUCAAGAGGUCAAAGCUGAGGCAGAGAUCGAGCUGUUGUUCAGCUCAGCCAGUGUGUGAAAAGAGGAGUGAGGAGCCAUCCCUGAAUACGCUGAAGAACAGGCCGAGCCCCUGGCAGGAGAGCUCCACCUCAGGCUCAGGCUCAGGCUCAGGUUCUUGUUCCUCCCAGGACACAGACAUAUCUCUACCAGGCGUCCUCACCAGCAGCAACGCUGCACCGUCUAAAGGUAGCCUUCCAUCGUCAUUCAUAGCUCCUAAUCUGGACCCUCCAGAGUCUUUGAAGGACCCUGGCAGCAAUCACAACAACUACCAGAGUGCCAGGCCCCUGAAUGAUUUGAAUAAUCCCAUCAAACAUGGCCUGCCGGUCACCGAAUGCGAGACCCGACUGGACAAUCUCACUCUCAAGCCGCAGCCUCAGCAACAAGCAGAUUACACUCUACACCCAUUGCAACACUCCCCUCCCUCACAAGGCCCCAUCGCCCAGUGGAUCACGACACGGCGUGAGGAGAUCGUCUCCCAGAUGACAGAGGCCUGUCUGAACCAGAGCCUGGACGCCCUGCUGGCACGCUCCAUGCUGAUGCGAGAGGAUUACGAACUCGUAGCAAACCAACCCACGCGUACCGCCAAGGUCCGCAAGCUCCUGGACAACUGUGACCGGCACAACGAAGACUUCUGCCGCAUCGUCGUCUGCAAGCUGUACGACAACAAGCAGAAGGGCCUGCAGCCGUAUCCGGCCGAAAUCACCUCCCCUACCACGGCCCUCGUCCCGAGCGCGCCGCCCCUGUCCAUGUCCUACAAUAUCCCCAGGAACAUGUAGCAGCAGUCACAGCCAAGCCAUGGAAACUAUCCAGAUUACAGACAGUGCCAACUUCACACUACUAUUUACUCACACUGUCAUCAAGAUGGUCACCAUGUUUCCUGUCGGUCUUUCCCUCCAAAAGACUGAGGAGCAGCUGGUUGAUGAAGAAGUCUCACAGGUACAAAGCAAAGCUAUUAGCUUGAAUGGUAAUGUCCACUCAUCAACUAGAGACAGAUUAGAUUCUGUAUUAUCAGAAUCAAAAGAUUUUGACUGAAUCAGUGAUUUUAUUUAACAAUGUUACGGAUUUAAUGAGGUGAUUUAUUUAUAGUCUUUUCAUACUGAGUGGAUGUGUUACAUAUCUUUCGGUAUGGUAAGCUUUUUGUCUUUAGUUACCAUCAAUUAUGUAGCCUUGUAUAUGUGAGUGUGAGCGUGUGAGUGUGUGUAGAGUGCGUGCAGCCUUAUUUGUAGAAUGCAAACAUCCUCGAUUCACUCAGUUGAUCUGAGUAAGUGAAAGGAGGACUGUUAACAUGCUGGAAAACCUGCUGCAAAAAGAAGGUUUAUUCCUAUUAUAGCAAUCUUACCUUAAAGUAUCAUGUAGUUAUGCGUUAACGCUCCUGAUCAUGUCUACCACCUGAGUUAAGUGAGGGAUGUAUUAAAGAAACAAUGAGUGUCUGCCCUUGUUGAAGCACAUACUGAGUAAUAAAACAAACACACAACAACACAACAAAUGCAUAGUCAAGUGUUGUGCAAGAAAUAUGUCAGAGCUAAUGAUAGAAAUCUAACUACAUGUUCUUGAGUGUUAACAGUUUCACGUAACUGAGCUGAAACGUUGGCAUGAGUUGUGAUCUUAGUAGACUGCGGUCAUGUGACUGUAUGGAAAGUUUUUGUCCCUGUCUGGGCUUUUUUUUCCCCACCCCCUCUUUUUACUGCUGAGCUAAAGAGAGACACUGGGACACGGACUAAAGAGGAAGGAAGUUGAGAUUGUAAUGUAACACCCAGAAUGAGAGGGAUGUGAGUGUCCACAUGUCCACAUCUAGAUUAAAAAUGGACCAAGGUGAUCUGCUUCUGUUGGUUUUCUCAGCAGGGGCUUCACCUCUUAGUACUUUUAACAAUGUUCAGACACCUCAGACUCAUCUGCAUACUUCAACAGUUACAGUUCUUCCACGUGCUCUGAGCUAAGAUUGAAAAAUAAGUGUCAUGUUAGCACUAUACGGUGCAGUCUAAGCUGUCACUCAGCUCAGUUUAUUGCUCUUUACUCCUGCAACUUUUACUACUAUGUCUGUGCUGUCUUAUCUACAUGACAGAGACACAUUACAAUAUGUUUCUGUCUGUUUCUCCUCGACAUUCAGCAAGGCAUAAAUCUGUUCAAUUCAAGAAAAUACAUAUCUUUAUAUUAAAACAGUAGCACCAGUUUGUAAGAGUAAAACCUGUUUGUCAGGCCUGGAAUUCACUGUUACUUCAUUCAUAGAUCUAACAUAUAGUUUAUAUUCUUUGUGCCAAAGUACAUUGUAGUUAAGGAACAAGUGAUUUAUAUUUCCAUGACAUGGUUGUUAGUUUCAGUCCAUAACUCCUGUGUGUAUUUGUGUUUGUGAGUGCGUGUGUAACAGGGCUCCAAUUACUGGUUAUUUUCACUGUCGAUUAUUUUCUCAGUUAAUCCUUUGAUACCUAAAGUGUCAGAAAAUGGUUUAAAAAAUCAGCUCACUGUUUCCAAGAUGCUUAGAAGUGUUAUAUUUGUCUGAACAACAGUCCAAAACCCAAAGAUAUUUAGUUUACUGUCACUGAAGACCAAGAACACAAAGCAAAUAUUUACAUUUGAGAACCUGGAAUCAGUUGUUUUUAAAAACCUAGAUAUUUUUGCUUUACUUAACGUUAACUUUAAUUGAUCAUCAGAACAGAUACAAAUUAAUUUUCUGUCAUUUGACUAACUGUCUCAGCUCGAGUGUGUAUGUUGUGUGCGCAUAUCUGUGUGUAGGUUCUCAUUGAGGGCCUUACUGUUCUCAUCACUGCUUUCACUUUCUCACUUGGGUGCUUAAAUUCCAGUGUUGUAACUGUGGUAUUUACUGUCUGUAUAUCCAUAAAUUCAUCAUGGAGUAACCUUUGUUAUGUUCCUAUUUCUCUAUUUAAAAAUUCUCUUUAUCGUUACGUUGGACACACAUGUUCCCUGUUUGCAGUUCAGUACUGACUGAACAGCAGAAAUGGGAAAUGGGGGGUCAGCAGGUCAUUCUUAGUAGGACACUGUUACGAAAAAAAGUUACCCCACACAACACAACAGGCAGGCCAACAAGGUCGAUAUGCUUCCAUAACACUGGACUUGUAUUGCCUUGUCUUUGAUAACUGUGCCUCACAUUCAGCUUUUGGUCUCAAAUAUAGUAAUGUGCAAAAGCUUUUUACACACAUAUCAAACAAAGUUGAGUAAAACUGCUACAAAUUUGAUAGCCUAAAUAUGUUGUAACAUAUUUUAUACUGUAGAUGAUAGUUUCAUCUUUUUUAUAUAUAUUUUCAUCUGUGAUCUCUUGUUAAAACUCAUGUGUUGUUUUUUUUUUGUUUGUUGACUGAUAUCCAUACAACUACCUUGUGCAAAGUACUGGCCCAUUAUUUGGGACAUAGUUUAGUGCCCAUGUUAUUAUCAGUGUCAGUUUAUCAAACAGUAAUAUCAUGUGUUACAUAAAGUUCAGUUGAUGUGCAGCUGUGGUUUCAACAGAAACUAGGAUUUUUCAUAUACUGUAUCAAACUCUUCAUUAAAAUGGGUACUCUGUUUUUA
Messenger RNA from Lates calcarifer (barramundi perch), 4878 nucleotides. Its product is annotated as receptor-interacting serine/threonine-protein kinase 2. The transcript is spliced from 11 exons. Gene Ontology annotation, molecular function: ATP binding; JUN kinase kinase kinase activity. Lineage: Eukaryota; Metazoa; Chordata; Actinopteri; Centropomidae. Bases 324 to 2135 code for a protein of 603 amino acids. The record is from RefSeq and is a predicted model, not a curated record. Gene Ontology annotation, biological process: regulation of apoptotic process; innate immune response; positive regulation of canonical NF-kappaB signal transduction.